This is a messenger RNA of Physcomitrium patens, 967 nucleotides long. RefSeq names its product plastocyanin, chloroplastic. Gene Ontology annotation, cellular component: chloroplast thylakoid lumen. NCBI's taxonomy places the organism in Eukaryota, Viridiplantae, Streptophyta, Bryopsida, Funariales, Funariaceae. Gene Ontology annotation, molecular function: copper ion binding. The record is from RefSeq and is a predicted model, not a curated record.
AGGGACGCCGCGGUUUAUCGUAAUCGGAAGCCUGCGGUCCUCCAUGACUCUGGCAGCUUAUCUGCUUCACCCCAAUUGUCUUCUGGUGCUGGAUAUUCGACAUAUCCAUUGCUAGCCGCUUGUUUUAUAACACCUGCUGCUGCAAUCCGAAAUUUGCAAUCCUGCUUCUUUCCUGUCUAAAGUGUUACACGCCUUCCCUACCGUAGUCGUUUUUUGCAGAGAUUUGCCAAAGUUGCUAGCUAUGGCCUCCACCGCCGCUGCGGUUUCCGUGCCCACUUUCACUGGCCUCAAGUCUGAGUCCAGGGCUGCCCCCGCUAAGGUGUCGUCCAACACCGUGGUGCGCAUGGCUCCCGUCGUUCGGGCUUCGGCCAGCAGUGAUGCCUUGGAGACCGUUGGAAAGGCUCUCAUUGCCGCAUCCAGCUCAUUGUUGUUGGCUGCUUCCGCCAAUGCCGUUACCGUGAAGAUGGGUGCUGACGAUGGUACCCUAGGUUUCUACCCUAACGCGAUCUCCGUUGCCGCUGGUGAGUCCAUUACCUUUGUGAACAACAAGGGUUUCCCCCAUAAUGUGGUGUUCGAUGAGGAUGCUGUACCUGCGGGCGUCAAGGUCGAGGAAAUUAACCACGAGGAAUACGCUAACGCGCUAAACGAGAGCUUCUCCAUCAACCUCAAGACCCCAGGAACAUACGAGUUCUACUGCGAGCCCCACCAGGGUGCUGGCAUGAAGGGACAGAUCACUGUGUCAUAGAGGGUUUGAUUUGUUGUCUUCUCUUCCAUCAAUGGCUGUGGUAUCGCUCUGUUGAUGAGGUAGCUAUGGCGGUAUGCAACCAUGCUAAUUUUGAAAACACUAGCAACGCUCCGAGUAAGAGUUGGUCUUACAGAGCAAGCUCGUAACAUAUCCUGUAUAUUGGCUGACUUUGUUGUACUGAUCCAUCCUUUAUAAAUGAUUAUGGACAGAUUUUAACAUCAA